AUGGUGAAGGAUCGAGCACAGUCGGCCUCAAUGGCAGCAGCGCCCGACUCACUCCUGAGGCGGGUGGUGGGAUUCGAUCAGCAGAUAUCUCGCGCGCUGUAUUACAGGACCUGGGCUAGCGAGGGGGCCCAGCCCAUCAUUCGUUACAGCACCAAGUUUUUGGAGUACAGCGGACAUGGAGUCCCUUGGUUCAUUCUGGUGGCUUUCUUGCUGUCGAUUGAAAUAUUUCCUGAGCUGCCCAGCUGGGUGCCAGCCAAUCUCUUUGUCGCGCUGAUUGGCGACCUACUGGCCGCGGCCACCAUCAAAGCCAUCGUGCGUCGAAGCCGGCCCAACUACAACGAGUCUGGUCGACAUCACGUACUGGAUGUUUUAGCAGGAGCCAUCAUCGGCUUUGCCGUGGCUCAGGUCAUUGCUGCCUUCUUUUGGGGGCAGGCGCUGCGAGCGGUGCCUGCCAGGAAAAGAGAGGACGCCAAGACCCUUCGAGCGACGAGGCGGCACCAGGCCACCAGGGUCGGUCCCUUGGCGGCCUACUAUCAGCGCGUUGAGGAGCAGCAUCUUCGAUUAGACCACGCACAGGUGGUGGCGGGCCAACACCUUCAGCGUCUACAUGACGAGCUUAGCCGGUACACUCCUCCGCUGUUGGGCGAUUAUGAUGCUCAUGUGCGCCUGGAGUGUAAGCGGGCGCGCCAACGCCAGCAACGUCAGCUGCUCGAGGACCACGAGCGACAGAUGGAUGAGCUAUAUGGGUUUGCCGGGGCUGAAAAGGCACGGCAUAUGUCCUCGGAAGCCGCAAUGCUGCCCAGUCUUAAGGAACCACCACAGGGAGUCUAUUUAUGGGGGCCAGUGGGCUGUGGCAAGUCCAUGUUGAUGGACCUUUUCUUCGCCGGUGCCCCUGUUCAAGAUGACCGGAAGCUGCGCAUCCACUUUCACAGCUUUAUGCGUGAUGUGUUGGCGCAUUUACACCGACUGAGCCUCAACUGCACAUCUACCCAGCGUGCCACCUACAACGACAAUCUCAUCCAGCUCAUUGCCAAGGGCAUUGCACAACAGGCCUACGUGCUGUGCUUCGAUGAGAUGCAGGUGCCAGACGUGGCCACGGCAGGUAUACUCUAUCGACUUUUUCAGCACCUUCAGGACUAUGGCGUGGUUGUGGUGGCCACCAGUAACCGUCCACCGGCCGAGCUGUACAACGGGCACUUUCGCGAGGCCUUGUUUGAACCCUUUGUACGCAUUCUCGAGGAGCGCACCGAGGUCCUAAAGGUAGAGGGCGAGGCGGACUAUCGUGUUCUUAUGAGGGGUGGUGCAAGUGCGGUCGAAGGCACCCGUGCUGCUUUUUUGGAUCCGUAUUGCUUUGGCCAACAUGCCCGGCGUGAUUUGUGGGAAACCUGGGAGCUGGCAACGGAAGGCCAGGCUCAUGCGCAUGACUCGGGGAUGCAGCAAAUUUCGGUUGCAACAGUACCAGUACUGGGGCGCGACGUGGUGAUUCCGCGCGCCAGCGAUGACAGGCAGGCAUACUUUACCUUUCAGGAGCUCUGUGCUGCUCCACUUGGGCCCGCCGAUUACCUGGCUAUUGCUCGACAGUUUCAAGCCGUCUUCUUGGAGGGCGUGCCCAGACUCUCCAUGUCGACGCGCAAUGAAGCUCGGCGUCUCAUAUCACUGGUUGAUGCGCUGUACGAGUGUAAAACAAAACUCUAUGCCAGUUUUGACAUUGCCCUGGAGCGCCUCUUUGUCGACGUCGAAGACCCCGAGGGUGAUCGUUUCGAGAUUAUGCAUGGUGAAAUGAUGGCACAAAUUUUCUAUGAUUUGGGCAUGGAUGAAACGCGGCGGCACGAUGCGAGUCCGUUUCAGAGCAACCUAUUUAGUGGUGAAGAGGAGAUUUUUGCUUCGAAAAGGUGCAUAUCGCGACUGCAGGAAAUGCAAAGCCCCAUGUAUGGGACGAGUGAUCACCAAGCAAAACUGGGAUUUGUGGAGCUGGAUCCAGGUGCUUUGGACUACGGGCUCGAGGUUGCAGCGAGCGCACCAAGCGCCGAUGCUGUAACCCAACCGCGAGCAGAUCGCCGUAACAAGCCAAAGUUUGGGGCCAAACAUUUUUGGGGUGCUGGCUGGUGGGAGUCGAUCCUUGAGCGGCGCACGCAGAAAAAAGACAGCUAG
This is a messenger RNA of Monosiga brevicollis MX1, 2151 nucleotides long. RefSeq lists its product as uncharacterized. The record is from RefSeq and is a predicted model, not a curated record. NCBI's taxonomy places the organism in Eukaryota, Choanoflagellata, Craspedida, Salpingoecidae. The transcript has 16 exons. Gene Ontology annotation, cellular component: cytoplasm; mitochondrion. The coding region runs from base 1 to 2151 and encodes 716 amino acids. Gene Ontology annotation, molecular function: ATP hydrolysis activity; ATP binding.